GUCGUAAUUUUGUUUUCAAUCUUCCUUCAAGCUCCUCGCUACGGUGUCUUUCUUCUUCUUUUUCAAUUCCCACAAUCCCACAAUGGCGUUAGCUAGGCAGACAUUUCCGGUACCGUGCAGGUGGGCGACUCAACCAACCUAACACAACCCCAACGUAGCAUCAUAGCAACACAUACCGACCGAAUCGCUGGAUACUACCAUACAGGCGGUAGAUCUCGGUUAGACAGGCCGUGUCAAACAAAUUGCCGCUCGGUAGCUGCUCAUGAACUUAUCGACUUCAUGGGUAUACCGAAGGUUGUUGGAUCCAAAACAUUGCCGCUGCAAGUACAAUAUCCCUUUAUUACUUUGCUUUCUCCUUUCUCCUUUCUCAUUCAAGCACUUUACAAUUUUUCAUCUUCCUUUUCUUAUUUAGUCUUUCACGGUGGUACAAAUCCCAUCUUGUGGAGCAUUUCCUCAAUCUCGGUCUCUUCUCAAGGCAACAGCUUUUGUCCCUUGUUGGCGUUGCCAAGGUCCACAGUUCAGGAUACUUGCACAAAUAGGGGAAAAGAGAAAGAGACAUCUUUUCACGUGUUGCUUACUACAUUCGGAAAGCGGGAAAUUCAAUUCAUUUGUUUGACUAUGAUUUUUCUAUCGUUUUUCUUGUAUUAUCGCCAUUCGAUUUUAGAUGCCAAGCUUUUGAAGUCUGGAUCCGGCUAUUUAGAUGUUAUGUGAUCCACGUUGUUCUGGAUAACCUCGCCAAUCGGUUGCUUAUCCCGGCCAGAAAAAACGAUCGGAUGAAAAGCUCUGGAUUGUUCCAUAACUCUAGAAGAAAUGUUGGCGCUCGGUAGUGGUGCUCCGACCACGAUGCAACACUAUAGCUGGCUCAAUGCAUUGGAUUCGGAGGAUGGGCGGCACAGGUCCAUCCGCUCAGACGCGGUGAGUGAAAAAAAAAGCACAAACUUGAAUCAAUAAAUGCAGAGCUGCUCCCUCAAUUCCUCCAUUUACAUUGGUGAUAAUUGUGGACGAAUCGGUGAAGUUCCCUCACGAAGCAUGUUGUGAAUGUCAGAUCUAAUAUAAGCCUCUCUCUCGACCACCAGUGCUUUUCAUAUCGGCUCCCUCUCCAACAAGGCUGGGUUUGUGGAGGCCCCUUAUUGGCGACAAUGAUCUUUUGUUAUUCACUAUUUCGAAUUUUCUUGGCAUAUAUAUAGUGUUUGAAACGCUGGCGACAACCACUUCAAGAAACACCUCACGACCGCACUGACUCCAUCUCACAAUGAACAUCUUUACACUGCUCUACAUGGUCUGCGUAGCAAGCGCAUUGCCGUCAUGGCCAAGAGAUGACCAAGCAUCGACAUCGGACGCUGUUUGGUUCCUUCCAAAUGCCCCCAUAACCAGAGUACUUAGAUAGCCCACCUUCACUUCUGCCAGUUCAACCAGCCAAUAUACUAACACUUCUAUAGUACCAGGUAACUGUCAUUGUCCCGGCAGUAUCACCCGGCGGGGGCUACCAUGCAGUCUGGCCCGGUCUCCAAAAUGAAGCUGGUACCUUCGUAUUCCAAAGUGUCAUAGCCGAUUCAAAAUCCCCAGGUUCUUGGAAGUUCUGGGUAGAAUACUGCUGCAAGUAAGCUUUUCAUUCCCACAUCUUGAGGUGUAUAGCAUCUAACAGUACAUUAGUCCAGAUUACAAGGCCACGCCCAUCAACGGUACACAAUCUAUUCCCUGGCCAUAUGAUCGCCUACAAAACUAACGUCUAACCAGUCUACCCCGGAGAUUCCAUCACCUCUACAUUCACACAAGAUGGCAAUGGCAUAUGGACAGAUUCUUGGUCAUAUGACCCCGGCCCAAAUGGUGCUGCGGCUGGAUCACCACCUCAAUCUGGAUCUACAACUGAGAAUUUCGGUGAGAUUUCCUUACUCUGUCACUUUCCAUUUCUCGACUUUUGACCACCACACUUUCCAAGAAGCAAUUAAUGCUAACUCACCAAAGCCGACCGAGGACAACUCAUUCGCGGUCUCCUUGCUCUAGAAUUCCAAAGAGGCGGUAAUUGGGAUUACGGACAAGUCUCAUGGAGUAACAUUGCUAUCACAGCUUCGACCACCAACGGUUGGUGUGCUAACGGGUACGCAAUCAGCUCUCUGCUUCAUACAGACUCUUACUACCUCGAUCCGUUCCCGUCCCCCUAUACAACUUGGCAUUUACAACUCAUCUACUGACAUACCUGAAUAGAUACUUGGUCUCACCAGCCUUCAACAUCGGCAUCUCCCCUGGCGCCCAGUCAAGCGACGGUGGAUCAACGACAUGCUCAUGGUCCAAUGUAGACUUUCGCGGUCCGUGAUUUGGGAAAAAUACCAAAUGCAUCAUGGUGACAUGUUAAACCUGGGAUGAAGGGAUCACUGGGGGAUAUGAUGGAUAUGAUGGCUUUGCACGCAUGGACCAAAAUGAAUAAGAGCUGAGGCCUCACCAAUAAUUUGAGAACUGGUUUCUUACCCGACCGAAUGGGUGUCAUGGAUUGGUGGAUGGAUUGAAAAUGGAUAGAUGAAUACCCCCUUUGCGCUAGUUGGUAUGGGUGGCGUUGGCGUUCAGGCUGCAAUUACCGGUAGCUUGGGUAAUCUCGAUUCAGAAUUUGAGUAUCAAGCCAAUCAGUCAAC
This is a messenger RNA of Hymenoscyphus albidus, 2627 nucleotides long. NCBI's taxonomy places the organism in Eukaryota, Fungi, Ascomycota, Leotiomycetes, Helotiales, Helotiaceae. The record is from the annotation of a GenBank genome assembly.